This is a messenger RNA of Guyanagaster necrorhizus, 887 nucleotides long. RefSeq lists its product as uncharacterized. Gene Ontology annotation, cellular component: cytoplasm. Lineage: Eukaryota; Fungi; Basidiomycota; Agaricomycetes; Agaricales; Physalacriaceae. Gene Ontology annotation, biological process: proteolysis. Gene Ontology annotation, molecular function: cysteine-type endopeptidase activity. The transcript is spliced from 2 exons. The record is from RefSeq and is a predicted model, not a curated record. Bases 172 to 810 code for a protein of 212 amino acids.
AAUGCGACUCGCAAAAGAACGCAACACGUUAUUUUAUGCAACCUCGCGGCCAAGCAGCGUGCGCUUCGCUUUCGAGUGAACCGUGAGCCACCUUUGGUAACAGGCGACACGGCGCUGCGCCGCGUUCACGCCUCCAGAUUUUGGGCUGUCCUCAUUGGCAUUGACGCGUACAUGUCCUCCCCACUGCGCGGUUGCGUGUCAGACGCGUUGUUCAUGGAGAAUUACCUUACAAAGUGCCUUGGCGUGCCAAAGGGACGGAUUCAACGCCUUAUCGGUACCCAGCCAUAUACCUACCCAGCAGGUCCCUCUAUUCCUUCCCGUGCCAACAUUAUUCGGACCCUUCUCAGUGUCAUGACCAACCCACAGAUCGACUACGGCGAUAACAUCAUAAUUUAUUACUCUGGCCACGGCUCGCGCUAUUCCUGUUCAGAGUGCUCCCACAAUUGCGACUCGAACUCUGAUGAUGGACAAGUCUCUGUUGCAGGGAGUGGAUCCAUAGAGGCCCUCUGUCCAAUGGACCGUAACACUCGAGACACCAACGGCACCGUUAUUCCUGACAUCAGCGAUCGCGAGAUCAAUGCAAUUCUUUUCCAAAUUUGUCGCAUCAAGGGAAAUCGAAUCACCUUGAUCCUAGAUUGUUGUCACUCCGGUGGCAUAACUCAGGACUUAUCCGGGCCAGGAGUUCGCACUGUCCUCCCACUCGCGUCACUCGAGGACAUGCUCAUCGCCGCGGACGAGAGUUUGAAGUGCUUCCCUCGUUAUAAGUCCGUGUCGCCGAGGACUGGCUCCCGGAUAUGGAUUCUCAUGUAGUGAUGGCAGCGUGUAGGGAUUACGAGUUUGCAAAGGAGAAACGCGGGAAGGACGGGUUCAAUGGGAUUUUCACACAG